GAAAACAAAAUGUCCACCAACUACGUUGCACUUUUCCUGAUUUUGGUCAUCUCCGAAGGUUCAGCUUGCUUUUCAACACACCAAAGGCCAGUGGUUGCAUUUACUGCAAAGCUUUCCAAGGAUAUCAUAGUAACCGCCCACGGGAUUGUCAAGUAUGACCAAGUGUUGACCAACUGGGGCGGAGCGUAUAACCCCACUACAGGGAUAUUCACGGCCCCAUAUAACGGUCUCUACACUAUAUCCGGCACCCUUCUGAGUCAUCCAAUGAAUUCUGUGCAUUUGAAGAUUGUUAGAAAUGGGAUAAAAAUGUCUUUAUUGUUAUCAAGUUCAAAGACACAUCCUCAAUCUGGACAGACUCUACAUCUUUUACUCAAUAAAGGAGAUAGAGUGUGGAUACAGAAUGCAAAUAAUGUGGCAGCAAGACUUCACGACCACGGAUCGUACAACUUGUUUUCUGGCGUUCUAAUCAGAAAUUUUUAA
Molecule: messenger RNA, 480 nt
Organism: Saccostrea cuccullata (small rock oyster)
Lineage: Eukaryota; Metazoa; Mollusca; Bivalvia; Ostreida; Ostreidae
Product: EMILIN-1-like
Exons: 2
Coding region: 10-480 (156 amino acids)
Molecular function (GO): protein binding
Source: RefSeq, a predicted model, not a curated record